This is a messenger RNA of Gordionus sp. m RMFG-2023, 2272 nucleotides long. Its product is annotated as IWS1-like protein. The transcript has 13 exons. Gene Ontology annotation, biological process: poly(A)+ mRNA export from nucleus. Bases 32 to 2158 code for a protein of 708 amino acids. NCBI's taxonomy places the organism in Eukaryota, Metazoa, Nematomorpha, Gordioida, Chordodea, Parachordodidae. Gene Ontology annotation, cellular component: nucleus. The record is from RefSeq and is a predicted model, not a curated record.
CAAUUUUUUUUAGAAGUAAGAAUUGCAUGAAAUGUCUGAUGAAUUGCCUAAUUUUAAUGAUAGUAUAUUAAAUUCCGAGACAAUUUCUAGCAUCAGUCCUAAAUCGAAUAAUGAUAAAUCUUAUUACAAUAUUACAACAAUUUGCAAAGAAGCAGUAUCUUACAUUGAUAACCAAAAUAUGAAUACACCUGAUUAUAAAGGAGUAGACAUCAUGAAUAUAAGUAAGAUUGUUUCUACACAAGAGACAAAUGUUAAAUAUAAUCAUCACAACAUUGAAACACUCAAUGAAACAGAGUUGCAUGAAAAGUACAAGCAAUUACAGGAUGAAUUAAAUGAAGGAGAUGAAAAUUCUGGAAACAAAAGUGUACAUUCUACCAAUUAUGAAGAUGUUAUCCUUAAGAACGAUAACAGUAUUCCUUCUCCGCAAAAUGAGUUAAAUUCUACGAAUUCUGACGAAUCCAAAGACGAAUCUAAAAAUUCUGAAGCAAGCCCACAAGAAUAUGGCGAUCAUAACAUACAAAUAUCACCAACAAAUGAAAUAACUUGUCCGAAUCCAAACUAUGAUAAAGAAAAUGAAAUAGAGCAUAUGUCUCCUGAUAAUAACCAUUCACAUUCUUCUAGCCAGUCUUUAAACGACCUGCAAAAUCAAAAUGACAGAGAACCUAUAGAUUCGCCAUUAGAUUAUUUGGCAUCUUCUAAUAUCGAAAAUCCCAGCUCACUAAACCCGUAUUCACCUGUUACGCCAAACGAUAUCGAAGCUGACAUGCACAUACCUAAUAUAAUAGAAGGAGAAGAAGUUGUUGUUUCAGACAAUAAUAAUAAUAUGAAAAUCAUUGAGCAAGUCACCAAUAAACACGUGGCAGACAUAUUUGGAACAUCCGAUUCGGAAAAUGAAACAGGAAGCUUUGAAGGAUUCCGGGAUUCGGAAAUAGAGUUGGAGGAACAGGAAGGAGAAGCAUCUCUCUUUGAAGGAAAGAAAAGAAAACUUAAACAUAAGAGGUCUGGUAGGGAAUCCGAGGAUUCUGACGACGCGCAUGACCGACUCAAAACACAUCGAAAACACGAUCAUCCAUCUACUGAUCAAGAUGAUACUCAUGCCGCCAUUUUACCCGUACUCACGGAUGACGAAGAGGAAGGAGAAGGGAAUCAACGCGCAAAAGGGGGACAAGGUGGCCAUGAUGAAGAAAAUAAUUUGGGCGUUUUGAGCGAUUUCGACCGUAUGAUGGAACUCAAAAAAAUCGAAGCUCGCAAAUGGAGGGAAAAUCGGAAAAGAUUCAAUUAUUACAGUGGAGGACCUUCUUCUUCCAAGAACAAGGAUGGGACUGGAGAUUUCGUUAACGAUAGCGACGAUCUAGCCCACGCGUUGAUCGAUAAGAUGAAAAUGGCUUGGGAGGAAGAUAGAAUGCUUAAUAAUAGGAAACAGCCGGCUUUCAAGAAACUAAGACUGUUACCCGUCAUAACAGCUCAUCUGAGGAGGGUUGAUUUACAAGCAGCUUUCUUGGAGGCAGGAAUCCUUUCAGCAUUUUCGGACUGGCUGCAACCUCUCCCGGACAAAAGCUUACCACAUUUACAAAUACGGGAAGAAAUUUUGAAAGUCUUGCUUGAAUUACCACCUGUAGAUGUGAGCGCCCUAAAAGCUAGUUUUAUCGGAAAGUCCGUCAUGUACCUUUUUAAGCACCCCAAAGAAACCAAACAAAACAAAGAUAGAGCCGGAAAACUGAUUAACGAAUGGUCCCGUUAUAUUUUCAACAUUCCGACCGAUUACAAGGCCCUUUCGAAGGAAGAGAGGGAAGAAAGGGAUUAUUACCUGAUGAACCAUUUUCACCAAAAGACCAGUAAAAAUGCUGAAUCGUCCGAAAAUUUUAACAAAUCAAAACAAAAAGAAUCUAUCGAAUCCGAAUCUAAAACAAACACUUCCACCGCAAGCACCAGAUUUGGGCGAGCGAGAAUUCCGCAGCCGUCCGCGAAAGAUUACGUUAUUAGACCAAAAUCGCGGAUCAAUAUCAUGGAAAUCAAUCAAAAAAGACCCAUACUCUCAGCUAAAAAUAGCAGGAUGGAAAAGCUCAAGAAAAUAAUGUCAGCCAGAAAAUUGGGUUCUAGCAACAAAAACAGGAGAUCGCUCGAUAUUAGUAUCGUAGGAAAGAAAAUGCCUUUUUGAUUAAAUAGAUUGUUUUAGUAAGAAAAAUUUGCAAAAUUAAAAAUGGUUGGAACUAAUUGUUUAAAACCGCAAGAGAUAUCUCGCUCCACAAAUUUAUCUAUUCGAUUAUUUUUA